Molecule: messenger RNA, 495 nt
Organism: Alternaria arborescens
Lineage: Eukaryota; Fungi; Ascomycota; Dothideomycetes; Pleosporales; Pleosporaceae
Exons: 1
Coding region: 1-495 (164 amino acids)
Source: RefSeq, a predicted model, not a curated record
AUGACCGACGCCUCAACAACAAACAUCGUGACGUUCCAGGUCCUCUAUCGAAUUCCGUUUCGCUACCUCUACAUACCUGGCCUGUACAUUGCACUGCUCGGUCUCUUCACCUUCGGCCAUGCACUCCACACCGUUUUCACACACACAGACCCCGGCAGAUACUACAGAUUCUUGAUCUGGCUAGUCCUUGUAUCUGGUUACCUUCUAACUCUAGCCGGCACAAAUCUCUGUCUGGUCUGGCAUGUGUUCAAGGACGAGAAAAUUCCAGAUCUGAGAGGAAAGCACAUAGUCAUGACUGACUCCGAAAAGCGAACGAACAAGGUCCUCCGAAGCGUUGCCAGGUUCGUUCCGUGGCGCUUCGCCCACAUACCUGGCGUAUCUCUCAUCGUUCUUGGCAUCUUCGUUCUCUAUCAUACAUUCAGUCUGCAUCGAAAGCGUCCUGGUGCUACAGACUGGGAUACAAUGCUACAAAUCCACAGUUCAAAGGAAACUUGA